CAAACCCUCUGCAGGGGAGCCUGCUGUCACGGUGAGGUGCUCCCCACUGUAGACCUUGAGUGUAAGGCACAGCCGCCUGCCCUCUUUUGCCACCUCACAGGCCCCUAAGAUGCUGGACUCAUCAGCUGAAGACCAAAUGACCCGGCUGACACUGAGGCUUUUGGAACAGGCAACAGCAGUGCAGCCAGCAUCACCUUCACAGCCUCUGUCCCUCAUAGAAGCUGGAGCAAGAACGAGAGAACAUGGAAGAGGGCUCAGAGGGCACCCACCUUGUGCCAGGUCUCCUGUGACAUCCCUGACCACCUGGCCACCUGCCCGGAGACUUCCUCAGUGGACAAAGAACGUGCUUCCCUCAGGACACGAGGACAGGUUGAACAAGGCACUGCAGAGCGCUCGGAGGAGGAGGAAGGAGCUUCUGCUGAGACUCCGGGAACAGCAGCUCCUGGAUGAGCACCCCUGGGCCCACACCUGGAGGGGGGCACGUGGAGAGGCUCUGGAGCCAGCCCUGCUCCCAGAAGCAACCCCUGUGGGCAUCUACCCCACUGUCUCUCCACCCCCGCUGGCCCCUGAGCCACCGAGAAUCAUCCAACACCAGGUCCCCCAGCCUCCUGCCACCAUCAUUCAGCAGCUACCUCAGCAGCCACUCAUUGCACAGAUUCCUCCUCCCCAGGCCUCUCCUACUCAAAGGUCAGGAAGCAUUAAGGAAGACAUGGUGGAGAUGAUGCUGAUGCAGAACGCGCAGAUGCACCAGAUCCUUAUGCAGAACAUGAUGCUCAAAGCCCUGCCGCCUGCGCUGGCACCCACGGGUCUGCACUCUGCCCUGCAGGACCCUCGGGGGACGCGCCCAGUUGCCCUGCGAGCUGAGAGGCAGAAGCCACCUGCGGUGCACCACCACCAUCACUAUGCACCCUCUACCUCACUGCAGCCUGGCUCUGUGCCGGGUGCCUCCCUUAGUUACUCCAUGUGGCCCCCAGUGGUUGCAGCCACCGCCCUGCCACCUGCCACCAGCUUCUUGCCCACCAUGUGCCACGUGGCCAGUCCCACUACUCUGCCUGCGGGUAGCACGCUGGUGUCCGAUGGCAUCCUGCCCUCACAGGCCCCAGGCAUAUGAGCCCGCUUGUUCCAGCUUGGUUGGAGGUGAGGUGAGGUGGAGGUGCUGCACUGUGGCUGAGAGCCUCCUCUGGCUGGCCUGGCUCUCGGGAGUGUGUCGGAGCUGUGAGGAGCAGGGCGUGUGCCCGCGUAGAUGGCCAGAUGGAGAGUGACACCCUGCUCUCCCACAGCCAUCCUUCAGCGGACCUCUGGGUGGGAUUCCAGACUCUGCUGUGUUAAAAGCAUGAAUUAAAGGCCUGACCCAAUUUC
Molecule: messenger RNA, 1359 nt
Organism: Chinchilla lanigera (long-tailed chinchilla)
Lineage: Eukaryota; Metazoa; Chordata; Mammalia; Rodentia; Chinchillidae
Gene: CUNH21orf58
Product: chromosome unknown open reading frame, human C21orf58
Exons: 9
Coding region: 110-1111 (333 amino acids)
Source: RefSeq, a predicted model, not a curated record